UAUAGAUUAGGAGAAAGAGAAAAAGAAGAGGUAAUAAGGAGAAGAGAGAGAGAGAGGAUCCGAUGAGCCCCUCUCUUCGUUCGUUUUCGAUUCUCAUGUAUUGAGGAGAUAGACGAUUCUUUGGAUUUCGUGUUGGGAAUCGCCUCAGAUCGGUAGGUGGUGUCCUCUCUCUUCGCAAGCUGAUGCAUUGGAUACUGAAAAAAUUGGAUUUUGAUUCAUGGCUCUUCGUUAUUUUGCUUCGGUGUUGUUGUUUUAGAUCGGAUCUGAUUGAUAGCAGUGGUUUUGAUUGAAGUUGGGUUGUGUCAUGUGUUACCUUGAUUGUUAAACUGUGUAGUUAUUGUGAAUUCAAUUGUGGAACUGCAGGGGGAGGAGAAUGGAGACCGAUCAUGGCAAGCUAUUUAUCGGGGGCAUCUCCUGGGAGACGAAUGAGGACCGCCUUCGCGAGUACUUCCAGAGCUUCGGUGAGGUGGUGGAAGCCGUCAUCAUGCGGGACCGAACCACCGGCCGCGCUCGCGGUUUCGGCUUCAUCGUGUUUGCUGAUCCGUCCGUCGCAGAGAGAGUCGUCAUGGAGAAGCAUAUGAUCGACGGUCGCAUGGUGGAGGCCAAAAAAGCUAUUCCUCGGGACGAUAAUCAGGCCCUUAACAAGAGCAACGGUAGCAUCCACGGUUCUUCUCCCAGCCCGGGCCGCACCAAGAAGAUAUUUGUGGGAGGCCUGCCGUCCACCGUGACCGAGGCCGACUUCAAGCAGUACUUUGAUCAGUUCGGGACCAUCGUCGAUGUUGUCGUGAUGUACGAUCACAACACGCAGAGGCCGAGGGGCUUUGGGUUCAUCACAUUUGACUCGGAGGAUGCCGUGGAUCGGGCACUGCUCAAAACCUUUCAUGAGCUGAAUGGUAAGAUGGUCGAGGUGAAGAGGGCUGUGCCGAAAGAAUUAUCCCCCGGGGUCAACACGCGCUCUCCUAAUGUGGGUUAUAACUAUAACUAUGGUAUGAGUAGGGGUAAUAGCUUUCUUACUGGAUACAACCAGGGGCUCAGUCCGAGCUCUAUAGGAGGUUAUGGAAUGAGGAUGGACGGCAGACUUGGGCUGCUAGCUGGCGCGCGCAGUAAUGGUUACUCUUUGUUUGGCCCUGGAUACGGAAUUGGAAUGAAUUUUGAGCCUGGAAUAAAUCCAAGUUUUGAUAGAAGCAGAAACUUUAAUAAUAACCUUAAUUAUGGGCAGCAAUUGAACCCUUAUUAUGGUGCGAGUUCAAGUAGGUUUAAUAGUAAUAGUGGCUACAGUGGGGGUAGUGAUAUUACCGGGUCGAUGUUUUCUUCAGUGGCUCGUAAUAUAUGGAGUGAUGGCAGUCUUAACUAUACUACCAACUCUUCCAAUUCCUUUACACCAUCUGGAAGUGGAAAUAUAGGUAGAUUUGUAAAUAACAGUGCAAACUGGGAGAGUCGGAUCUCUUCUCAUGGGCUGGGGGGUUACGGAGUUGGGGAGAAUAGGUCCGGUCUUGAUGCCACUAACUAUGGAAUGAAUAGUGGGAGUGGCGCUGUUAAUACUUCUUUCAAUCUAUCAGGCAAUGGCAAUGCAGAUUCCUAUGGUGGUAGCAGCUCAAUUUAUGGGGAUACAACCUGGAGAUCUGCAUCGUCUGAGCUUGAUGGGUCUGCUCCAUUUGGUUAUCGGCUUGGCAAUUAGUAAGCUAGAAAAUAGAGGUAUUGCUUCCUAGGGGAAUAUUCUUUUACUACAGAGUUUUCCAUAGUUGAAGAAAUCCAGCAAAUCGGGUGAGUAUUGUGGAUUAUUUAGGCUAAUCAGAGAGUUGGUUUGUAAAACUUGAGUUUCAGACGACUCGAAACAUUUAGGAUUUUGCUAUAGAAGUUUGAGAAUUUACUACAAUGAGUAGGUUGUUGUUUUGUUUUUCUGAUUGUGACGUGAAAUUAGAUUGCGGGAUAUAUAAAGAUGAGUGUUCAAUAUAUUCCGGCAUCACGCCAUAUAGUCUCAUUUAUACCACAAAAAAAAAAAAAAAGAAAAAAAAAUCGGCUGUAAUAUCUAGCAUUUCGCUAGUUGUUGUCGGGACAUUCAUUUUUUUUUUUUACCCCUUUUACUUCCUGUGUUUUGUUAGUGCAGAUGUAACAGAGAUCUGAUUGUUUUACCAGUGAAACUUUUCUGGGAUACCAUCUGUUUAUCCAAUAAUACAGCUCCAACUCAUUGUGAUUCAUUACCAUUAAUAAAAUUUGCUUUUUGUUAACUUUUUUGUUUUUAAAA
Messenger RNA from Ananas comosus (pineapple), 2245 nucleotides. RefSeq names its product RNA-binding protein Musashi homolog 2-like. The transcript is spliced from 4 exons. Gene Ontology annotation, molecular function: RNA binding. The coding region runs from base 374 to 1678 and encodes 434 amino acids. NCBI's taxonomy places the organism in Eukaryota, Viridiplantae, Streptophyta, Magnoliopsida, Poales, Bromeliaceae. The record is from RefSeq and is a predicted model, not a curated record.